GAGCAAAUCAGCUACUACUAACUACAGAUUUGACAUGUUUUUAACACUAAGAUUAUAAACUAACAACAGGUUGUUGGUUUAAUUUGUUUUUAUUAGUCACCAAGCGGCAUGACUGCGCUUUUUACUCAGAGAAAACGCGUCUAAAACGUAUGCUAUUAUUAACUAAUUUAUGAAGGCAGCAGGGGUGUUCACGUUACCAUGGUAAUCUGGGGCGUCAUUGCGGUAAACGAAGCUGAGUGUGCUAUACAUCCAUGGUGCUGGCAUGCCAGGCAACAGUUUAGCUAGCUAAGUGCGUUUAGGACUUGGACUGUACACACCGCUGUAGCUGAACACAAGUAAACCAUCCGUAAAAGAGCCUUCAGACAUGGACAACUGUGAUUUGGAGAAGCUUUCACUCUCUGGUGGGACGCUCCAUCCAGCCUUCACACCACAAGUUAUAGACUACAAAGUGACAGUUGAGAGCAAUGUCGACAAAGUGACUCUGGACCUGAAUGCGAGUGACUGCGGGGCGUCAUACAGUAUUCUCUUUGGUGACGGUUCCAGUACCAUUAUACUGAAUGUUGGGAUAAACAGAGUAGAAGUUGAGGUGGUAGCUGAGGAUGGCACCAUAAAGAAAUACUGUGUGGAAAUCACCAGGCUGUCGGCAAAGAUAGCAGAACUCAGUAAUCUGGCUUUGGAAGGAGAUAUUCCACUUCAACCUGCAUUUUGCACCAAAAUCUAUGAAUAUAACAGUAUUGUUCCCUUUCAUUGUAAUGCUGUGACCCUGCUUCCCAAGGUGCCAGACAAAAACAUCAAAGUUACAGUGAAUCGAGAGGACAGCUCACAACCGGUCCCUCUGAAUUUUGGAGACACUGUGGUGGAGAUCUCAGUCUGUUCAGCAGAUGGCAGUAAUUCACAGGUGUACACAGUGUUGGUGACUCGAGAGUUAAUCCCCAUGGCUGUGACCUUCACUGAUGAGAAGCAGCAGCUGGACUAUGAAUGUCCAGUAUCUCUGACUGCUUUAUAUAGACCCAUAUCUAUCAACCACAGUGACCCAAAGCACAUCUUCUCAAGGCCUUAUAUCGAGAUGCUGGCACGAAGAUCAAAAGUCGACCCACUUAGCGAUUGUCCUCUGGGAGACGGCUGGAAGGUUGUUGAACUGGACCUUGACAGGAAGAUGUCUGCUGCUCGGGUCAAGUGUUUCUUUACUUACAGAGGAUGUGACAGUGUGAUGGAACUGUCUGAGCUGGGGUCACACUCUCUGGACUGUCCACACAAACCCACAGGGGACCUGGAUGCAAAGGAUGUGACAGAGACUGAUUGGUAUAAGCAGCACUUUGCAUCAUCCAGUUGUUUGGAGAUAGAGACUAAACACAGUUUGGAGGUGCGUAACUGGGAGAAAAGACUACAAAUGACAGUGGGAGAAGACAGUGUGGAUAAACUGUGUGCCUUGGCCCAGGAUAACACAAAGCUCUACUGGCAACGCCUGCCAAAGCCAGGGGAUGUGUUGCAGUAUGAGGAUGGCCAGUCUCCUCUGCAUAGCCUGGAGCAGGCUGCUGUCCACUAUGCAUCAGCAAUCAGACUCAGCUCCAGAGAAGCCAGACUCCACUUCCUGCUGGGUCUCGUUCUGGAGGAGCAGCACUACGCUACAGAGAUGUACGGCCUCCAGAGGAAGGUUGACAGAGACAGAGAUGAAUUAAGCGACGCCAAAGCAACAGCGUAUCAGGAUGACAUCCUGGCUGUGUGCAAGCUCCAUGGUUUCCUCGGCACGCCCACGGUGGAGAACCAGCUGCAGGCCUUGGAUAAAGAGUAUCAGCAGCUCAAAGAGCAGGGACAGUCCAGCAGAGGAGACUAUGUUCAGACACUCUACAUCUGGCUCUUCAAGAAAUCUGGCAAGAAUAGCAGUGCAGCCGUGCGGGAUGAAGAGAGCUGUGUCCACCGGGCCCUGAUGAAGUACCUGGAUGCCUGGUCUCUGAGUCCUGACAACUGGGAGUACAGCCUCCACAUAGGAAGGCUUCUGCUGCUGCAGGGGAGGAGCAGGGAAGCCCUGCAGCACCUCCAGAGCGGCCUGGCACUGCGCCCACUACACCCUGCUCUCAGAUUCUUCACAGGGCUUGCUCUGUUGCAGCAGGAGCAGAAAGCCUCUGAAGACACAGAGAAGGAGGCUGCUCUGUUCUUACAACAGGGACUGGAGCACUUUGUCAGCCAGCGCUGCAGCAAGAGCUGGAUGGACCAGGAUCCAUCAGCCCCUCUGUCCAGCAUUAGCACACAGUUCCUGCGAGGCCUUCUCACUCUGGGCCAGCUGCAACAGAGAAACACACUGUCUGAGAAGGCCUUGAGUGCAGAGCAGGUCUAUCACAUUGUAGCAGUGCUGACUGCCCAGAGUGUGAGUCAGUGUGUGUGUCGUGGCGAGAUAAUGGGGCAACUGGAGUGGGUGCUCCUGGAUGCUCAAUUUGCCCUGCUGCAGAGGCUGAUCGAGCAGGGUGAGCGCCAGGCCAAGGCGGGCAUCGAGAGGCAGUCCCUGGUGGCCAAGAGAUGCCAGUCCCUCACAGCUCUCAUACGCCUAACCUCUAUCGCCCCCUGUCAGGAGCUGCUGGACAUGCAGGAGAGGGCAUGCCAGCUGGCAGUGGUGACCACACCGCGGGACAGCCACGCCCUGUGUCUCUUGGGUCUGGCACAGCUGGCUCAAUAUGACAACAACCCAAAUUCCGACAGAUCAAAGGAAGCCAUAACAGAUGCCUUCCUUAGCUUCCAGGCCAGCAUUGAGCUGGAGCACAAGACUCAGAGCGGAGAGCCACUUAAACAGCUGAGCAAACAAAAGUGGUGGCAGGACCGGCAGGAGGCUGAAAACAAGAAAGCUGCGGGAGUGACCGGUGUGGCAAAGAGAGGAGCUCUGCGGGGCAGGGGACGACCUGGUCAAGGACGGGUGGCAGCAGCUGUAACCAAAGCUCCUGCUCCUACCCCCCCAGACCCCAUCAGGGGAGGGAAAGCUGCCCAGCCUCCAGCCAAAAUCCAUGCAGCCAGGGGAAGAGCUGGAGCAGCAGCAAAGCCAGAUAGAUCGGCUAAACCUUUCAACAAUGGUACACAAGGCCAGCUCCCUGCCAACAAGUCUGCUGAGACAGCGGAGGAGCCCGCUGUGGCAGACAAAGUGAGCGGGUCCGGUCCGGUGAACCGCAGGUCUCAUAACUCACGGCUGGGUCUGGCCCGUGCCCUCUCCCGCUCUGCAGACACCCAGGACCAGGCAAAGCAGCUCUACCAAGAGGUCAUCUCCAUGGCACCAGGGGUCCACGAUGCCUACAUUGAGCUCGUGCAGCUGCUGGAGCCAUCAGACCCUCAGGCUGCAGUGGAGGUGUACUGCAGAUUCCCUCUGAAGACUGUGGCCCAGCAAAGCUUCGAUGAUGCCUUCAUCACAGGAGAGAUCGUCCGCAUGCUGAUGACGCUGGAGCUGUACGACCACCCCCAGCUGGGCCCCAGCCUCGUAGCAUACGGCAAAGUCAUGGGCCUAAGUUGCAUAGACAAAUACAUCGACAUCUUGGAUGGGAAGUGUAUGACCAAGCUGCUGAAGAGUGUCUACGCACAGAUCCAUGACAGACAGGAGGACGAUCAGGAACUACAAGAUUUCUUCAAGUUCAAAUGCUGGACAUAAUAAUGCAUGUAAUUCUCUAACAAAUACCUGUAUUUAUUAUCUUUUUGAAUCCUUGAGUGACUCACAGUUUGCUUACUGUUUACCGAAUAGACUGGUGUUGCUCUAAAGACACUUUCUUUGUGCAUACAUAUAGUAAUCCUCUACACCUUACACCUGAUGUUAUAAAUAAGCCAUUUAUUUUAGACAAGAGGACACUGAGAAAAUGGUCAUCUUUUUCUCCAAAGGCACAUUUAAUUUGAAAACACUGAGUUAUCAAUAAAAAUGACUUAUCAAAA
This is a messenger RNA of Perca fluviatilis (European perch), 3900 nucleotides long. RefSeq lists its product as uncharacterized. Gene Ontology annotation, biological process: ubiquitin-dependent protein catabolic process; protein polyubiquitination. The transcript has 20 exons. The coding region runs from base 365 to 3625 and encodes 1086 amino acids. Gene Ontology annotation, molecular function: protein binding; ubiquitin protein ligase activity. Lineage: Eukaryota; Metazoa; Chordata; Actinopteri; Perciformes; Percidae. The record is from RefSeq and is a predicted model, not a curated record.